UCUGGAUCAUGUGAACUUGCUGUUAUCUGCGGCGCACCUGACCUGAGAAAAUAGGUACGCUCGUAAUCAGUCCUUCGUGACCCUUAGCGCUCAACUCGCCACUAAACUACCUCCCAUCGCCUUGGCGAGAAUAUGAGCACCGACUCUGGCGCGUCCUCCGCAGCUCCCAAGGGUAUCCGUAUGGUUCAUGCGGUAUAUCCAGGGCAGGACAAACUUUUCCGUGAUAUAGCAGUUUCUAGUGAAUUCCUCAAAGCGAACCAGAAGUACUUCGGCGUACAAUGUACCCAAUGUCAGGUGAAAAUGGAGAAACUUUUGAAAUGCUCAAAGUGUAAGAGCGUCUGGUAUUGUUCCAAGGAGUGCCAGAAGAAAAAUUGGUCCACCCACAAACCAACAUGUCAUGCAGAUGAGCGCUCCUCUGGGCUCUUCAAACUCGUACGAAUGUUCAGUGUAAAUCCAGUGCUUAUGGGGUAUCUCAAAACUGCCACCGUCUUCGAGUGUGGCCUACUUGACAACCGCCGAGUCGGUUUCGACACGCCGUUCUUAGCGCGCAUUGAAAUCGCCAUCGAGCCAAGUGAUGUUCUUAACUUUGGUGGAUUGUAUGUCAACGACCCAACUGUCGAGGAAAAGCUUGAAGGGAUGUUGCAAGUCAAUGCCAUCACUGCGUGGCAGAGCCCAAGCAUGCAAGCUCCGCUCACGCCAAAGCGACUCAACACAUGGCGUGAAGCCCGAGCAAGGUGUAAUGCAGAGGGUUUCGCCGAAGAUCCUGUCGGACUCGUAGAGUUCAUUGGUCAUAGGUGUACUGAAGACUCAGGGAACUCAAUGACUGCUGAAUUGCACAUCCCCAAUAUUACUCUUGCCGUCGCGAUGACACGCGCGCCCUUCACGUCUGUCUCUGCUAUUACGGGCAUUCGAACCGAGAAGCCCUUGAGCGCUGCGUCAUGCCUAGAGUUUAUCAACUCGCACAUUCGGGCGGAUAAGCAGAAUCAGUUGCGUUUACGGACUGAGAUGACAGAGCAAGACAAGGAAGUUAUUCGCGCUGCAGGUCGCAAUGAGGACACAUUUCCCGCUCGUAUUCUCAAAGAGAAGAUGCAAAGAGAACAGCUUUACGCUGGUUUCGUGCAAUUGACAAGAACAGUAGUUACCUAGGAAGACUGGCGCGAGUUACUAUGCAAGUCAGCCCUGUACCAUCAUACUUAGUAUCACACCGAUACCUUACUCAGAUUGGAUCUGCUCGAAAUCUUAUGUAGGACGUCUCUUGAAUUGAUCGCAUAAUCAGUCCAUCUUUGGACCAGGUCAUCGACCAGACAACAAACUCUGAACUCAGCAUCUAGAAUGUUUACGGUUAUCGACACAAGUAUAUCAUCGAGCUCUGAAGUUUGGUCAUCACAUAGACAUUGAUACAACAUCAAUCGAUUGUGUCGAACCAACGAGCCCUGAGUCGGAGUGGUUCUACAC
Suillus subaureus is the source of this 1455-nucleotide messenger RNA. RefSeq lists its product as uncharacterized. NCBI's taxonomy places the organism in Eukaryota, Fungi, Basidiomycota, Agaricomycetes, Boletales, Suillaceae. The transcript is spliced from 6 exons. The record is from RefSeq and is a predicted model, not a curated record. The coding region runs from base 133 to 1146 and encodes 337 amino acids.